Messenger RNA from Trypanosoma theileri, 372 nucleotides. RefSeq lists its product as uncharacterized. Bases 1 to 372 code for a protein of 123 amino acids. Lineage: Eukaryota; Euglenozoa; Kinetoplastea; Trypanosomatida; Trypanosomatidae. The record is from RefSeq and is a predicted model, not a curated record. The transcript has a single exon.
AUGCUUUGUUACCCAUACAAUUCGAUUGUACAACUAUUCUGUGCUCGUUGGCGAAAGCCGAUGCCAAUUCGCGCGCCUCAUUUGGCGAAGGAAUCGGCCGCCGAUAGGUUAAAAAUCACCUUCCCCCCAGAAAAAAAAAAUAAUAAUAAUAAUAACAAUAAUAAAUUUAAUGCAUUUUUAGGGGCCGGAAUAGUUUGUAUGCCUUUCAUCCCUCUGGUUUUUCCCAGAAAGGAUACCCACACCCGCCGCCCAGGCAUCACAGCCGUAAGGAAUUCCUUGGUUGUUCCUCCUCUUUCGGGUGUCGCGGCGGGUUUUCCGACAGUUUGCGAAAAUAAAGGUCGGGGCUUUCGGCGAAGAAACUUCAAAAUUUGA